Molecule: messenger RNA, 3590 nt
Organism: Parnassius mnemosyne (clouded apollo)
Lineage: Eukaryota; Metazoa; Arthropoda; Insecta; Lepidoptera; Papilionidae
Source: the annotation of a GenBank genome assembly
AUUUAUAGGUGGUGGAAGAUAAAUUACACCAACACAAAUAUUAAUAUAAUGUUUGCCUCUCUUGAAUUGAAUAGUAAGCCAUAAUUCUUCUAAUUUACUCUUAGUUUCUAUUUUAUAUGAUUGAAAAUGUUUACGUACUGCUAUCGCUACUCCCCCUCCAGUUUUUUUACAGGAUAAUGCAUUAAUAUUACGAUCUCUCCUAUACACAAUAUAUCGUUCAUCGAACAACUCUGAAUUUAGUAUGUUAGACUGCAACCAGGAUUCCGUAACAAAAAUAAUGUCAUAAUCGUUCAGCAACACAUGAUUAUAAAAUUCUAUAAUUUUAGUAUUAAGACCUCUUACGUUUUGAUAGUAACAAUUUAUAGACUUCAUAGCCAUUAUAACAAAUAAUAUGAAUUUAUACACACUAAUCUUACACUAUAUGCAACAACUAAAGCUAAAGUUAUAUUUUGUUCAGCGAAUCAAUAUUUUUAAUGAAAACUGCAGGGGCGUUCUCAGAUUGUCUAAUAAAUAUGCGACCGCCUCUCACCCAUACAAAUUUAUAAUUAUUUUCCUUCGCCUUUAUCCUUGCAGCUUUAUGAAGUUCUUUGUUAUGUAAAGAUAAAUGCUCGGAGACAUAUAUAGGUCUUUUGUUACCUCCAAUGCCCAAGUGAGACGAGUUGAGUUUGUCACUUGGGUUUUUCUUGUUAAACCGUAUAACUGCAGCAAGUAGUCCAUCCCGAACUAAUGGGCUUGUUACUUUGACAAUAAUGGAUCGUGGUCGGGAUGACGAUGGAUUGGAUUUUGCUACCCUAGUACACACAUGUAUGUCGCUUUCGUUAAGGUCGAAUGAUACAGUUUUUGCUAAUUGCAUUACUGUCGAGAUAAGGUUCUCGGAUUUGUGCUCAGGUACUACACUGAAUCUCGAUAUUAGCAGAGCGUGCGUGUUGUUCCAGUUGUUCUAGACGAUUUUUUAGUUCCAUAUUAGUUUAGUUUAGUUUUAGUUUAGUUUACGACGGGCUGUUUUCCGCAACUCCACGUCUAUGCGCGUAUUUUGCGUGUGGGCAGGAAUAAUGUGAUUAUUCGAGCCAUGAGAUCUCUCCGAAGAAGCUCAACAGGCCCUUGAUGUUGCAUGCAACUUCGGGGAGUGAUCCCGGCGUGCCGAGAUGUUUAGCCCUGUAUGUAGCGACCUCCGGACAUUUCAGUAGCACGUGGGCCGCCGUUUCUUCCUCCCCCAUACAUGCCCUGCACAGGGGACUAUCUGUAACACCUAUAGUAAAUAAAUGUUUGUUAAAGGUGCCGUGUCCUGUGAUAGCACUUGUUACUAUCCUAAUCUGCGGCUUGUUCAGUCUCAUUAAAACUUUUGUUAAGCGACUGUUAAUUUCAGGUUAGUUCCAUAUUAAGAGUUUUCAUUUCAGCUGCCUCUUUGAGAAGUCGUGUGUUAUCUUCAUUAUUUCUUAUGGAAUCGAUUUUUAUUUUUUCGUAUUGUUGGUUGAUAAACUCCAUUGAUUCCUUCAUGGAGCUAAGCUCUUUUUGAAGAAUUAUUACCUCAGACUCGACAGAGCGUAUUUCAGAGCUGAUAGUAUUUUUUAUCAUGUCAUUAAUUUCAUUUCUAAAGAUAUUACAGAGUUCACUUCGAAUAAUCUCUCUGAUAUCUUCUUUAGUUAAACAUAUAUGUUCAGGUUCUUGUAGUAUAUCAGUAGACGAUUGAUCUGAGUUUUUGCGUAAUGCUCGUUGUGAUACCCAGGUACAGGUCGGUGUAACUGUAUUGUCAGUAAGAAUUGUGUUUUCUGUUGUAGAUGCUCUCACCGGUGUGUUUGCAUUAUCCCCCCUUUUCUUUACUUUACUACAUGUAGGACAGACCCGAUUCCUUUUCUGAGACGUUGAAUAGUUCUGAUAUAGACGUUGAAUAGACUUUCAAUAAGAAUUACACAUGUGAUAUAAAUUUAAUAAAAAAUCAUUCUAUUUUAUAUUUUUAGUAUCUUGUAUUAUUAUUAUUAUUAUUUGCCAUAGUUGCCACGCUAAGCAGGCUGGUUGGCAACUGCAGUUUUUUUAUUAUUCUGACCUGUUGUGAAGAAAAUUCUACUGCCCAUAUCCUUAUGAGAUAAAAUAAUGAAAUUGUUAGAUGACCAAACCCACCUGUUAGUUACUUCAUACUGCAAUUUAUAUUAAAUUAAAAGGUUAAAACUGCUAGGGGAUGUAUAUUUUUAUUAACUUCCAUUUGAAACUAAGUGACAAUGGCCUAAUAGUUAAGGGUGUAAACUGCAAACUCAAGAAAGUAUUAAGUUCAAAUUUGCCAUUUGUCUAUUGUUAUAUUGCAUAAGCAUUUUCAGUUUACUUGGAGUAAGUAAGAGAAGUAUUUGUAAUGUUAAUAGUGAUGCUAGUAGUUAAAACUUGAAAGUAGGUUUAGUAAGAUUGAAUUUUGAAAGCCUCAUACUGGCAAGCAAAUUGUUUAGUGGCCCCCCACUGGAUAGUGGCAAUCUGGCAACACAGGAAGUCGAUGGAUGCAGGUGGCUUAACACUGUGUUUUUGCAGUGAUGAUGAUUCACUAGGUGGCACGACUUUUUUCUGCCUAGGAGCCUGUCUGGGUAGUUUUUUUUUUAUAGGAUAGGGGUGACAAACGAGCACACAGUCCACCUGAUGGUAAGUGGUUGCUGCGGCCCAUAGACAUCUACAUCUAUCCUCGUUUGCGAAUCAAAAUGCAGAUGCGUUGUCACCCGUGAGGACUAAGAUGGAAUGCCUCAUUUCCAGUAAAAAGGGCCUCCUCAUUAUCAUCCUCUUGCCUAUUUCUGCCACCAGCAGCAGUAUGUGUCCCGGUGUGAAGGACAUUGAGAGCCAGUAUAAUAAUACGCUGUGAAGCAUUACAUCUUAGUCCUCAGAGGUAACAUCGCAUCUGUAGCCUUUGCUUGCAGUUCGUUGCAGGUGCCUAUUGGUUUGUAAGUUUAUUUGUCACUUCAAUGUAGUAAAAAUGAUGUUGAAGGUAGCCAAUAGAUUUUAUUACAAACUUGAAUAUUUAAGUAGUUUUCCAUAUUUAUGAUGAACUUUCAUAUUUUCAGAUGGAUGAGGAUGAGGAGCCCAUAAUUGUCUGUUUCACCUGUCAUGCAAGACUCAUUCGUUGCUUAACAUUACAACAACAGGCUAUUGAGUCAAAUGCAAUUCUGGAGCAGUUACUUGCAGGAGGGUCCAUGUCAAUACCAAAUCAUCAUGAGGCUAGAAAUAAGAUUCAAUUCACACCAAUUAGUCAUAUAGAUAUCAGGCCAGUAGAGUGUGAUCUAGAUAAUGAUUGUCAGAACGAAAUGUUUAGCCUUGAAUCUGUUAAAGUUGAAGAAGAGAAUUUAGAAAAUGAGAAUUUCAAAUAUGAAGAAAAUGGGAACUAUGAAAUAGGUUGCCAAAAAAUAAAGGCCUUCAAAAAUUGUGGAUUGAUAAUAUAGGCCAGGAAAACAUAAAACCUGCAGUAGUAAGAAGAAUAUGCUCCUUGCAUUUUGAAAAAUAAUGUCUAAAUAGAACGCUGGAUGUAGUUCGGCUUAAGGGUGAUUUGGUUCAUGUGUCUAAAAUAAAUUUUCUGACUAAAUAAUAUUAUUUCGUCAUGAAUAAAUGAUUUUAAUCAGUAU